Messenger RNA from Pundamilia nyererei, 3625 nucleotides. RefSeq names its product UDP-N-acetyl-alpha-D-galactosamine:polypeptide N-acetylgalactosaminyltransferase 10 (GalNAc-T10) (gene galnt10). The record is from RefSeq and is a predicted model, not a curated record. NCBI's taxonomy places the organism in Eukaryota, Metazoa, Chordata, Actinopteri, Cichliformes, Cichlidae. Bases 483 to 2300 code for a protein of 605 amino acids. Gene Ontology annotation, molecular function: polypeptide N-acetylgalactosaminyltransferase activity. Gene Ontology annotation, cellular component: Golgi apparatus. The transcript is spliced from 12 exons. Gene Ontology annotation, biological process: protein O-linked glycosylation.
UUCACAUGUGUGCCGACACUUUCAAGCAAAGUUGCAAAAAUAAAACUGGACUGAUAAGGAGAAGGCAGCGAACGCUCUUAAAGUUUGGCAUAUUUACGAGGCGUAUUUAAAGGCAGCACAGGCCGUCGGCUGUUUAGAGAACUUUCCGGGCUCAUAGACGGGAUGAUGGUGCUGUAGCUUCACUCUGUUGGCUAUAAGUACACAACAGAGACUUGUAGUAUGAAGAGUAGUCUUAGUUUCUCUUCGGAAAAAAAGAAAGGGAAAAAAGUCAUCUGUUGAGGUUGAACCUCCAGCUUCCCUCCUCCCCCCCGCUCUGGUUUAACUCCUCACUCCCCCUAGCGGCGGAGCUCCCAGCCGAAGAGCGUCACAGUGCCGGUGUCGGUCCCCACAGUCGGAGUGAAAGUUGUCUCCGCUCGGAAAAGCGGGGGUUCGGGACUCGCCAGUUCGCACCGCCGUAGCUUCACGCGCUUACUCCCGGAGAGAUGAGGCGGAAAGAGAAGAGGCUGCUGCAGUUCGCUGGGCUGCUCAUAGCGGCUCUUCUUUUUCUCCCAAAUGUCGGGUUGUGGUCUUUGUACAAGGACAGAGUCUUCGACAACUCGCCUGACUCAGUGGACGGUCCGGGCGGCAUCCCCCAGAUACAGGGAGUGAAUCGUGCGGGGAAGGGCGCUCAGCUGGGACGCAACAGUGUGCGGCGAAAAGACUGGCAUGACUAUGAAGCAAUCAAAAGAGACGCAUCUCGAUCUGGUAACGGUGAACAGGGGAAGCCGUUCCCCCUGACUGAUGCUGACCGGGUCGAUCAAGCCUACAGAGAAAACGGCUUCAACAUUUACGUCAGCGACCGCAUCUCCCUGAACCGCUCUGUUCCUGACAUCCGCCAUCCAAACUGUAAACACAAGCUGUAUGCAGAGAAGCUGCCCAACACCACAAUCAUCAUCCCGUUCCACAACGAGGGCUGGUCGUCGCUGCUCAGGACGGUUCACAGCGUGCUGAAUCGCUCUCCCCCACAGCUCAUAGCCGAGAUCAUCCUGGUCGACGACUUCAGCGACAAAGAACACCUUAAGGUGGCACUAGAGGAGUACAUGGUACGGCUGCCAAAGGUUCGCAUCCUGAGGACCAAGAAGAGGGAGGGUCUGAUCCGGACUCGCCUGCUUGGAGCAGCUGCUGCUAAAGGAGAAGUCCUCACCUUCCUAGACUCGCACUGUGAAGCCAAUGUGAACUGGCUGCCUCCACUGCUGGACCGAAUCGCCCAGAACAGGAAGACUAUCGUAUGCCCGAUGAUUGAUGUCAUCGACCACGACAACUUUGGCUAUGAAACACAGGCGGGCGACGCCAUGCGAGGGGCGUUUGACUGGGAAAUGUAUUACAAGCGGAUCCCGAUCCCCACAGAGCUGCAAAAGGAUGACCCCAGUGAACCCUUUGAGUCUCCAGUGAUGGCAGGUGGACUGUUUGCUGUCGACAGGAAGUGGUUCUGGGAGCUCGGCGGAUACGACACCGGUCUAGAGAUUUGGGGAGGGGAGCAGUACGAGAUAUCCUUCAAGGUGUGGAUGUGUGGUGGUCGGAUGGAGGACAUUCCUUGCUCCAGGGUUGGGCACAUCUACAGGAAGUAUGUCCCCUACAAAGUUCCUGGUGGUGUCAGCCUUGCCAGGAACCUGAAGCGAGUAGCAGAAGUGUGGAUGGACGAGUACGCCGAGUACAUCUACCAGCGCAGGCCUGAGUACCGCCACCUGUCGGCAGGAGACAUGACUGUGCAGAAGGAGCUGAGGAACCGGCUCAACUGCAAGAACUUCAAGUGGUUCAUGAGUGAGGUGGCCUGGGAUCUGCCCAAGCACUACCCACCUGUGGAGCCUCCUGCUGCUGCAUGGGGAGAGAUCCGUAACGUGGGUAGCAGCAUGUGUAUGGAGAGUAAACAUUUUGUGUCGGGGAGUCCUAUCCGCCUGGAGAGUUGUGUGAAGGGACAAGGCGAUGUGAGCUGGAGACAUGGACAGGUGUUUACGUUUGGCUGGAGAGAGGACAUUCGGGUGGGCGACCCCAUGCACACGAAAAAAGUUUGCUUCGAUGCCAUUUCCCACAACAGCCCCGUCACCCUGUACGACUGCCACGGCAUGAAAGGCAACCAGCUGUGGCGCUACAGAAAGGAUAAGAGUCUGUAUCACCCCGUCAGCAACAGCUGUAUCGACAGCAGCUUGAACGAGCGGCGUGUCUUCAUGAACACGUGUGACCCGUCCUCGCCCACUCAGCAGUGGCUAUUUGAGAAAACCAACGCCACCGUGCUGGAGCACUUCAAUCAGGGCGCCAAGUGAAGUCCUGCAGCAUCCACGAGGAAGGACUCACGCAGAAGUGGAGCUGCUGCUGCUGCUAUUGCGAACUGGGGUAUUUCCCAUUUACCUCGCAAUGAGGUGACAGCUGUUUCUCUUUGGGGUGCUGGGAGUGAGGCAGGACGGGACGCAGAGGGGUUAGUUAAACGCAUUAGUGUGAGGGAAGAUUGGGUUUGAGUUUGAUUGAUGGGAUUUGUGUAAAAGUUACUCUGUGAGAGAUGGGUGUGUUCUGUUGGGGUGCUGCUGUGGCAGUAGGUCUGUCUCACUUCCUGAUUUUUAUUUAAUUUUUUUAUCGUCUGCCAUUCCUCUUUAUUUCUUUUGCCCGUUUCAAAUCUCCCUCUCUUCCCCUGUACUGUUUCCUCUCUGGGGGUUUGUUGUUUGCAGUUCUCUCUCCCUCUCUUUCUGUCCAUCUACCUUUUAUCCUCCAAUCUCUCCUCCCUCGUUUCUCUCCCGGUCUGCCACUGCCUGCAUGUCCGUCUCUAUCUGCCUGCAUGACUGCACCUUUGCCCACCUUUUUCAUUCUCCCUCUCAAAUAUCCUUAUGUCUCUCCAGCUCUGACAACCUCCCUGGGGGUAGAUGAAGGGGGGGAGGGGCUCUUGCUGAGCCAAAGUCGUACUGACACCUGGGUGAAGCCAGGCAGAACCACUCUUAAAAUCACCUGGUGAAGUGAUUCUCCUUUACAACCUUCUGUUCCCUCCCUCAUCCUUCCCCUCAUGUGUGUAACUCCUGGUCUGCGGGCAGAGCUGCAUUGAAUGUAGUGGGUGAAAGUUGACAAAGACGGUCCAAGGAGAUAAGACCUUUUGCACGUGCCUCACUUAUUUGUUCCUUAUUCUCUGCUUUCCUGUCUGUAUUUAUUGAUUAGUCCUUCACAGAUUUGUCACUGUGCCACGUUCUUCUUAUAUUCCUCAGACGCGAGCGCUAUCCGAUGCCAGGGUAUGUGCAGGCUGACUCCUGCUGGGUAAUGGUGCAGUCAGACUAGAUUUUGCUUUCUUCAUAGAGGUCCUGCAUCUCUUAAAAUAGCCAAUAAGAAUGCAGGCUGUCUGAGGCCUACGCAGAGAUAAAAGCGACAAUGGCAAACAGAAGAUCCAAGGUAAGGUCAUCGCACUGCAACAAGGCUCCAACAAGUGCUUCCUGUGAGAUCUCACCCUGGAGUGGGUCCCUUUAUUUGAGAAUGCUUUGAGAAAAGCUCCUCAAAGCAGUGACCACUAAAUCAGGAGGUAUUUGCUCAGAAUUUAGUUUUAAGGUUGCGUGGUUACUGCGGUUUGUUAGCUAAAUAGCCGUGCUACUUCGCAUCACCCAUGCUACUACGA